AUGGAAGAGAAAAUGUGCAGCAUGCUGGAAAUCAUUGAUGAUGAUGGAGAUUCAUUUGCAAAAAGGGCAGAAAUAUAUUUCCAGAAAAGACCUGAACUCGUUAGCUUUCUUGAAGAAUGUUUCCGUGCGUACCAAGCAUUAGCCCAAAGAUAUGAUCAUUUAUCCAAAGAUCUUCAAGCUGCCAACAAAACCAUUGCCACUGUUUUCGCUGAUCAAGUUCCAUAUUCCAUCGAGGAAGAUGACGACGACGAAUCUGCUGCACCUCACAAAUCAAGUGUCGGUGCCAAAGUUCGAUUUCUGAAUAAGGAUUUCCGGAGCCAGGGACAAGUGAAGAAAUCUUGUGGCUCAAGUAAAACCAAUGCAGUUCCGUGUUCGGGGCAGAGCAAAGACCAGGCACUCGGCGAAAUCGAUGAACUGCAGAAGGAAAUUUUGGAGAUGCAGACUGAAAGGGCAUUCUUUUAUAAGAAAUUCCGCGAGGUUGAUAAUCAGAUAAAUGAAAAGCAGAGGAAAGUAUGCAAUUUACAGGUUGACUUUGGGGACGGGCUGGUUACCGAUGAUAACGAAACUCAGACACUAAUGGAAACUAGAGACCUUGAAGUAUGUCAAGAAUCUGAAAGGAUUAGGCAUUUAAAUCGGAAGUUUGAGGCUAUGAGGAACAAAAUUGGUUCCUCUCAAAGAAAUCUACAGAGAAAGGAUGUUCAAACAAAGAUUGUUGAUAACAAGGCUGAAGAAAAAGAGAAACGUGAUUCAGAAGUGUCGAAGAACAUUAUCGAAGAGAAGCUCCAUGUAAACUCGAAUGCUUCGCAUAAGAUGCCACUGCUUGUAGAGAAGAUGGAUGAACUUUUACAAAGAAUUGUUAGCUGGGAAUCCGCAUUCUUAUCUGAAAAAGCUGCAGAGAAGAGAUCGAAAUCUGCUGAGGAACACGGUAUGAGCCUCGGAGAAGACAAGGAAUCCAAGAUCGAAGGCCCGGGAUUCAUGAACAGCAGGAUGAACAUGAUGGAAGGUGAAUUGAGUAGAGUUAAAGAUCUAGUAACAACUGCUGUAGAUGAAAUCGACAUCCUCAGAACGUGUUCCGUUGAAUCAAGUCAUUGUGUUGAUAAUUUAUCUGCAAACGCUCAAGCAGACAACAAAUCCGAGAGAUCAUCAUUAAGAAACAAGGACGUUUCAGCACAAGGGAAAAGCAUUGUUGCUUGCAAAACAAGCAACGAAUUCAAUAAUUAUUCGAGUAAGGAUGUGGCUUCAAUGGAAGUAGAGAAAGCAAAGAAUAAAUAUUUGUCUGAUACAACAAGCAGUAUAGCCGAUACGGAGAUUGAGGAACUGGAGAUCGAUGACCAAGAACAGCAACCGAACUGGAGGCAGCUGUACUUGGAUGGACUAGAUGACAACCGAGAAAAGAUCAAAAUAGACGGGUACUCUUUGGUUAUCGAUAAUUAUAAGGAGGUAUCAAAGAUGCUUAAUGAAGUUGAUAAGAGAAACCGAGAUGGGUUCUCUGAAUUGGCAAUGCAGAUAAGGGAACUGAAGACUGCAUUGGCUGCAAGAGAUGGAGAGAUUCAAACUUUACACCGAAAAAUCGGGUUUUUUGAUGAAAACAAGUAUGGGAACUCAGUAGACGAAGUAGUAGUACACCAUGGAAGUCCGAGCGAGGAAUCAACUUUAACCAAUUCUGUUCAGGGAUCACCUUCAGCUGCAGGCCAGGGGAAAGUUGGAUCCAGUGGAAAAGAAGUUGAGCUUGAAACAACAACACAUAAACUGGAAGGAAACAACAAGCCUGCACACCGAUGGUCCCGUGUUUCGGCCUUAGAAAAGAAGAUUCGAUCAGAUAUCGAUGAAUUGCUCGAAGAAAAUCUAGAGUUUUGGUUGAGAUUCAGUGCAGCUUUGAAUAAGAUAAAGAAAUAUCAAGUUUCGGUCAAGGACUUGAAAUCCGAAUUACCGAGAUUGAGAGAAAGAAGCAACAAGCAAGAAGGAACGACUGAACAUCUGAAAUCGGAAAUGCGGCCUGUUUACUGUCAGUUCAGAGAAAUAAGAUCCGAGUUAACAUUAUUGUUGGAGAACAAUGGAAUGAUGAAAGACGAUAUCGAAGGUCGAUACUCGUCGUUAUGCAACAUCGAAAACGAGAUAGCAACUCUUGUAAGCGAUGGCGAGCUGAGUGGAUAUCAAGCAGGGAAGUUCCAAGGCGAAGUUGUGAACAUGAAAAAAGAGAUCAACAAGGUCUGUAAUGAAUUGAAUGCAGGGUCUGAAAAAGCCAGACAACUUAAGCAUGAAGUUGAGAAAUUGAUGAACAACUUGGAGAAGGAACUUGGGUCUUUAAUAUCGUCACAAUCAGUUAAGUCUAGAAGGACGGGGUCUAAAAUUCCUCUUGGAUCUUUCUUGUUUGGAAUCAAGUCCUCCAAGCAGUUUAGAGGGACAUCAAGCAGUUGA
Molecule: messenger RNA, 2418 nt
Organism: Hibiscus syriacus
Lineage: Eukaryota; Viridiplantae; Streptophyta; Magnoliopsida; Malvales; Malvaceae
Product: protein NETWORKED 2A-like
Exons: 1
Coding region: 1-2418 (805 amino acids)
Molecular function (GO): actin binding
Source: RefSeq, a predicted model, not a curated record